UAUUCCAAUUGCAGUAUCUUCGGCUUUCUCUCUCCUCCCCUCUCUGACCGCAACGAUUUCUCUCUCUCCUCCCCACAACUCUGCAUCCCAGCGAUCGACCGCCUUUUUCUCGAACCCAAAACCCUAACCGAUCUCGCCUCAGAUUCUUGAAACGAAAAUCAGUUACGUUUCAAACAAAACCCUACUUUUUCAAAUCUCAAGUAGCUUGCAAUGCACCGUGUGGGCAGUGCUGGCAACACAUCCAACUCGACACGUCCUCGGAAGGAGAAACGAUUGACGUAUGUUCUCAACGAAACAGAAGAUGCAAAGCAUUGUGCAGGUGUCAAUUGCCUGGCUGUUUUAAAAGAUUCACCUUCCGGUAGUUGUGAUUAUCUUUUCACUGGAAGCCGAGAUGGAACAUUAAAAAGGUGGGCUUUGUCUGAUGAUGAGGCUAGCUGCUCUGUGACAUUUGAGUCCCAUGUUGACUGGGUGAAUGAUGCAGUUCUUGCUGGUAACACCCUUGUUUCAUGCUCUUCAGAUACAACUGUCAAGACAUGGAAUGGCUUGUCUGAUGGUGCUUGUACCAGAACCCUUCACCAACAUUCCGAUUAUGUUAUAUGUCUGGGUGCAGCUGAAAAAAAUAGCAAUAUUGUUGCUUCCGGAGGUCUUGGUGGGGAGGUCUUUAUAUGGGACAUUGAGGCAGCGCUUCUUCCAGUUACUAAGUCCAGUGACGCUGCUGAAGAUGAAAGUUCGAAUGGACCAAUCAGUUCAGGAAACUCUGGCCUGUCCCUCUCAAAUUUACGCCCUUAUAAUUCAAUCAACAAUAUAUCUGUGCAUAACAAUCAAUCAGAUUCUUAUAGUCCCCUUGCUGCCAAAGGGCAUAAAGACUCUGUCUAUGCCUUGGCUAUGAAUGAUACUGGAACUCUCCUUGUUUCUGGUGGAACAGAAAAGGUCAUCCGUGUUUGGGAUCCGAGAACUGGUUCAAAGAAUAUGAAGCUAAGAGGACAUACUGAUAACAUAAGGACCUUGCUUCUUGAUUCCAGUGGCAGGUUUUGCAUAUCUGGGUCAUCAGAUUCAAUGAUUAGGCUAUGGGAUCUUGGUCAGCAACGCUGUGUGCAUUCUUAUGCUGUGCACACAGAUUCUGUUUGGGCACUUGCCAGCACUCCCACAUUUAGCCAUGUUUACAGUGGAGGACGGGACUCUUCAUUAUACCUAACAGACUUGUCAACAAGAGAGAGCAUUCUACUUUGUAAAAAGGAACACCCAAUUUUGCAACUGGCUUUGCAAGAAGAUAGCAUUUGGGUUGCAACAACAGAUUCUUCUGUGCACAGGUGGCCAGCUGAAGGACAUAGCCCGCAAAAGGUUUUCCAAAGGGGAGGUUCGUUCCUAGCUGGAAAUUUGUCCUUUUCUAGGGCAAGGGCUUCUUUGGAAGGAUCACAACCUAUCCCUGUUUACAGUGAACCAUCCUUAACAGUACCUGGUACUCCAGCCAUUGUGCAACACGAAAUUUUAAACAACAGAAGGCAGGUCUUGACUAAGGAUGCUGCUGGUUCUGUUAAAUUGUGGGAGAUUACAAGGGGAGUUGUAAUUGAGGACUAUGGCGAGGUUUCCUUUGAGAAGAAGAAAGAAGAGCUAUUUGAAAUGGUUAGCUUUCCUGCAUGGUUUAGUACGGAUACUCGGCUCCACUUGGACAACCCCCAAUGCUUUUUUGCAGAGAUGUAUGCUGCUGACUUGAAUAUUUUAGGAGCAUCUGAAGAUCACAAGAUCAAUCUAGCUCAGGAGACUCUUCGUGGUCUUUUUGCACAUUGGAUGCUCAAAAGAAAGCGGAGGCCAGGACCACAAGCAUCAUGUAAUGGUGAUAUUUCUUCGGGGAAGGAUAUGUCCAUGAGAAAUAUUUCCCAUUCAAGGAUCGAGGUUGAUGAAUCUGUCGAAAACCAUAAUACAGUGGUUCUCCCUGCUUUUGAAUUCUCAACUAUAUCCCCACCAUCAUUAAUUACAGAAGGUACAUUUGGAGGUCCUUGGAGAAAGAAAAUUACACAAUUAGAUGGGACAGAAGAUGAGAAAGAUCUUCCGUGGUGGUGUCUAGAUUGUAUAUUGAGUGGCCGGAUGCCUUCUAGAGACAAUGCUACUAAGUGCGGCUUCUAUUUGCAGCCUUGUGAAGGCUCAAAUUUACCUCUCCUCACUCAAAGCAAACUGAGCGCACCCAGAAUAUUGCGGAUAAACAAAGUGGUUAACUAUGUAAUUGAGAGAUUGGCUCUGGAUAAAUCAUUUGGAGGAGGAAGUUCAGAUGGAACAUUUGGUUUAGGACUGGGCACAGGACAAUCACAACUUUGUUCUGUUGGAGAUGGAUCUUUUCGGUCAGGGCUGAAGCCAUGGCAAAAGAUGAAGACGUCGAUGGAGAUCUUAUGUAAUAACCAGCUUCUAGCACCCGAAAUGAGUUUGGGCACAGUACGAGCUUAUAUUUGGAAGAAGCCAGAAGAAAUGAUUCUCAAUUACCGAGUAACACAAAGUAGAUAAUCAUCACAAGAGUGAUAUUUUGGGCACUUGGCUCUGCAGAAGCAUGGAGAAGCUUUUUCUAGACAAACAGUUCCAGAAGCCUUAUGCGACGAGAAGGUGGAAGUAGCUCAAUUCCAAAGGGCAUCAGUUGCCAAUGAUAGUAGCAAGGACUCGGACAAACCAGUCGUAUAUGCGAAAAAAAAAAUGAUGCAAUGGAAGCAAUUCCUUUGAAUAAAUGUUGAUAAUAUUUUUUUUAUUUUUUCUAUCGCGAGUGAUUGUUCAUUGUGUGAGCUUUCAGUAGAUACACUUUCUUCCACUCUGCAGUACUCUGAUACCAAUCUAUCGAUCUACUCCUUGUACAGCGGUAGAGUUGUCUUCACAUUGUAUAAAAUCCAGUACAGUUUGCUGAGGCAACGCCUGAUCAUAUGCAUGACCACAGUGAACGGUUGCAAUGUGUUUAAGAUUUUUACUGUUA
Messenger RNA from Asparagus officinalis (garden asparagus), 2950 nucleotides. Its product is annotated as WD repeat-containing protein 48 homolog. Gene Ontology annotation, biological process: double-strand break repair via homologous recombination; protein deubiquitination. The transcript has 19 exons. The record is from RefSeq and is a predicted model, not a curated record. The coding region runs from base 211 to 2496 and encodes 761 amino acids. Lineage: Eukaryota; Viridiplantae; Streptophyta; Magnoliopsida; Asparagales; Asparagaceae. Gene Ontology annotation, molecular function: ubiquitin binding.